Molecule: messenger RNA, 728 nt
Organism: Bactrocera neohumeralis
Lineage: Eukaryota; Metazoa; Arthropoda; Insecta; Diptera; Tephritidae
Product: selenoprotein F
Exons: 3
Coding region: 83-616 (177 amino acids)
Cellular component (GO): endoplasmic reticulum lumen
Molecular function (GO): oxidoreductase activity
Source: RefSeq, a predicted model, not a curated record
AUUAUUCUACUGCCAUAAUUUAAUAACAAAUUGUACGUGUCUUUUAUGUUUACUCGGUUAAAUACUUACCAAAAUUAUAGAAAUGUUAAAGUAUAUUGCAUUGUUACUGGCUUUAUAUGUUUGCGGCAUAUUUGCUGAGUUCACAGCACAGGACUGCCGAGAACUUGGCUUUAACAAAGCCCAACUAAUGUGUUCAUCCUGUGAAAAAUUAAAUGAUUUCGGUUUGGAUUCGAUAAAACCACAUUGCAAGGAGUGUUGUACGCCUGAUAAACAGCCGGCUGCACAACGGCGUUGGCCGAAAGCCAUACUCGAAGUAUGCACAUGCAAAUUUCGUGCUUAUCCACAAAUUGAAGCAUUCAUAAAGAGUGGUAGACCGGCGAAAUAUUCGAAUUUACAAAUUAAAUACAUGCGUGGCCUUGAUCCGACUGUCAAAUUACUAGACGCUCGCGGUAAUGUGCAGGAGACGUUAUCCAUAACCAAAUGGAAUACAGACACCGUCGAUGAGUUCUUCGAUACGCAUUUAGAGAAACCAGCUGGCAAAAAUAGCGGCAAAUCUGCUUAUAGCGUGGUGGAAGAGGAAGACAGUGACGAUUACCUUGAAACAAAUAGAAUUUAGUAGCAACUUGUAACAUAGCAUAUUUAGCAAAUUAUUCAAAUUAAUUUGUGUAUUAGCUAAGUUAAAUGUGUUUAUUUUAAUAGUUAAGUAAAAUUACAAAAAUAUCUACUUA